AAAGUGAGCUGUGCGCCCUCAUUUGAAGUUUUAGUCAAUCAACAGUCGCCUCCAAAUGUUCCAAGAGCUUCCAGCUGGCAUGUGAAAACUGAAUUCCUCCUUAGAUCUGCAUGGGAAUGUGCCUCCACCAGGAUAUUACAGAAGAGGGUAAAAAGGCGAAACUCCAGAGCUGUAAAAUAGAGCAAGACCUUUGUGAACAUGCCAGGACUGAGAUGAAUGUGGUGAAAAUCCUCAUGCUUGGAGCGGCAGAGAGUGGAAAGACCACUCUGAUCAAACAGAUUAAGAUAAUCCACAGUCACGGUUUCUCCAAACAAGAGCUCAUCAGUUUCAAGCCUGCAGUACUAGACAACCUGCUGACCUCCAUGAAGUUUGUGCUUCGAGGAAUGGGGAUGCUGAGGAUUAACCUCGCUAACAAGAAGAACAAGAUGCACGCCCGCUCCAUCUUGUCCUGCAGUCAGUGUUUGGCGGACGACCAGGAGCUGCUUCCUUUUGUGGCUCAUGCUUUCUGCGCACUGUGGGCUGACCAAGGGGUGCGAGAAGCUGCCGCCAGAGGUUACGAGUUUGAGCUGAAUGACUCUGCACUCUAUUUCUUUGAGAACAUGAAUCGAAUCAUCGCUCCCAAAUACGUUCCCACCGAGACCGACGUUCUGAGAGUGAGAGUGAGGACUUGUGGAAUCGUUGAGACGCAGUUUCAACUUAAUGAAAUGAUCUUUCGGUUGUAUGAUGUUGGGGGUCAGCGGAGUGAGAGGAGGAAGUGGCUCCGCUGCUUUGACUGCAUUCAGGCCGUGUUGUUUGUCGUGGCCCUCAGCAGCUACGAUAUGACACUGAUGGAGGAUCCUUCAGGGAAUCGUCUGACAGAAAGUCUUGAGCUUUUUGAAUCCAUCUGCUCCAACGCCGUCUUUAGCAGCUCCUCACUGAUUCUGCUUAUGAACAAAACUGACCUUUUCCGUGAGAAGAUCCUACACUCUGGAAGACACUUGAGAUUUUACCUUUCUAGUUAUGUAGGAGCAAAUUGUGACGUGGAGGCUGCAGCACACCACAUCACUGACAUGUUCUCAUCAUGUAACAACGGUCCCGACAAGCCCGUGUACCACCACUUCACCACUGCCACAGACACCACAAACAUACAGGUGGUCUUUCACAUGGUCAUAGAUCAGAUCAUCAAGGAGAACCUGGCAGCUGUCCAGAUGGUGUGAAAGUCUCCCGAAGACUAUUGAGAUUGUGUUUUUACUCAUUCAGCACUGGAAUAUUAUUUUUAUCAGUUAUUUUCAUGUUGUUGUUGUUUCCUUGUUUUUUUUCAAUAACUUAUUUAAGCAGCUAAUGGGAUUCUUCAAG
Dicentrarchus labrax (European seabass) is the source of this 1335-nucleotide messenger RNA. Its product is annotated as guanine nucleotide-binding protein G(o) subunit alpha-like. Gene Ontology annotation, biological process: adenylate cyclase-modulating G protein-coupled receptor signaling pathway. Gene Ontology annotation, cellular component: heterotrimeric G-protein complex. Lineage: Eukaryota; Metazoa; Chordata; Actinopteri; Moronidae. The transcript is spliced from 10 exons. The record is from RefSeq and is a predicted model, not a curated record. Gene Ontology annotation, molecular function: G-protein beta/gamma-subunit complex binding; GTPase activity; G protein-coupled receptor binding. The coding region runs from base 111 to 1196 and encodes 361 amino acids.